Molecule: messenger RNA, 2671 nt
Organism: Amaranthus tricolor (Joseph's coat)
Lineage: Eukaryota; Viridiplantae; Streptophyta; Magnoliopsida; Caryophyllales; Amaranthaceae
Product: RNA polymerase sigma factor sigE, chloroplastic/mitochondrial
Exons: 6
Coding region: 362-1921 (519 amino acids)
Biological process (GO): DNA-templated transcription initiation; regulation of DNA-templated transcription
Molecular function (GO): DNA-binding transcription factor activity
Source: RefSeq, a predicted model, not a curated record
AAAAUCUCCAAUCUUACACCAUUAAUACUUUCUUGCAUAAAAUUUGAAUUUAUUGCUUAAUUGUCAAUACAUCCUUUCUUUCUUUUCUGUCCUCUCAAUUUGUGGUUCUCAUAUUUCUAACAUUAUUUCCAUUUAUAUUUUCUGGGUUCAUUUUUUUGUUCUUUUUUUUUUUAAUACAGAGAGUUUAAGUGUAUUUUCCCAUUUGCACUUACUAUUCAAAUUCAUCUUCUGGAAUCUUAACAGAAAGAACAAAAAUUUCAUCUGGGUUCUGCUCUUUUUUCUCAAAUUUUGCAUUUUUUCCUGUAUAUAUUCACUCUCGGAUUCCUACUGUGUAAUACAUCCAAAUUAUAAGUCAUUUGAUAUGGGAUUUGUGACUGUCUCAAGCUCAGCCUCACGAGCUUCUCUAGGUUUAGUUGGAAAAUCAACAGCUCAUCAAUCUAGUUCAAAUGGUCCCUUGAUUCUGGGGUUCAAAGUGGAUAAAAAUAAAAAGACGGCCUUAGUUGCAGUGAGUAAGCCUAGUCGUUUACCAGCAGAGACAAAGAAAGAGAAUCAGAGACGACUAAGAUCACUUGCAAAGCCUUCGAAAGGAGUUCGUGUUGCCAGUGUAGCUGAAGCUACCCCGUUGUCUUCUGAAUUAGAUCUUAAUGAAGCUGCAGCUAAACUCGAAAGCAUUUUUAAGCUUAGUCCUGCAAUAGAUGCUUCAGAUGCUGAGAACAUCGAUCUUGCGGUAAAGGAAAGCCGAGAAAGGAGAAGGGAGAGAUCAGACGUUGACGAUAAAAAGGAGAGAGGAACGGGAAGUAAUGUGGUGAGAAACAGGAGUAGGAAAGCGAAAAGGUUGAGCCUUGCUAAGAGAAUUGAGAUGAAGCAAAGUAAAGAAGGUAAGGAAGAGAAGAAAGUUCCUUUAGCACCGAAGAAGAAAAGUUUUAACGAUGAAUAUGACAAGAUUGAUACGCUUGUAAGAGAGUACUCUUCCUCGACUGAUUUGGCCAGCUUGGAUUGGAAGAAGAUGAAGAUACCACCGGUUCUUCCUUCUUCCGAACAUACUUGGUUGUUUAAGUUAAUGGAACCCAUGAAGACCCUUAAUCAAGUAAAGGAGAACCUGCAACAAGAAUUGGGGAGAGAUCCAACAGACAAUGAAAUGGGCGAGGCGAUGAAUAUGAGUGUACUUCAAGUUAGGAGACACAUGGAAGUUGGUCAUACUGCAAGAAACAAGUUGAUUAAGCAUAACCUGAGACUAGUAUUGUUUGUUAUGAACAAAUAUUUCCAAGACUUCACAAACGGACCAAGAUUUCAAGACCUCUGCCAAGCAGGUGUGAAGGGUCUCAUUAUUGCUAUUGAUCGUUUUGAAUCAAGGAGGAAAUUCCGGUUGUCUACUUAUGCUCUGUUUUGGAUUAGGCAUGCCAUCAUCCGUUCAAUGACUAUUUCAAGCUUUACUCGUGUCUCCUUUGGUCUUGAAUCGGUCAGGGUGGAAAUUCAAAAGGCGAAACUAGAAUUGAUGUUUGAGCUCAAGAGAAUUCCUACAGAGGAAGAAAUAAUGAAAAAGGUUGGAAUCUCCCCUGAAAGAUAUCAAGACGUGAUGCGAGCUUCAAAUUCUGUCGUUUCCCUUCACUCUAGGCAUCUAGUCACACAAGAGGAGUUCAUCAAUGGCAUCGUUGAUUUAGAUCGUGGCGGGAGUGACCAGGAGAGGCAACCUGCCCUUCUUAGACUCGCACUCGAUGAUGUACUCGACUCUCUGAAGCCCAAAGAAAGCUUGGUUAUCCGGCAAAGAUAUGGACUAGAUGGCAAAGGCGACAGGACACUAGGAGAAAUUGCCGGAAACCUGAACAUUUCGAGAGAAAUGGUCAGGAAGCACGAAAUGAAGGCACUAAUGAAACUUAAGCAUCCAGCUCGAGUGGAUUAUCUUCGGCGUCACAUACCCUAAAUCAAGAGAACUUUUCCGUAAACACAAAGUACAUGCACUAAUGAAGUUUAUGCAUCGAGCUCGAUUGGAUUAUCUUUGGCACCACAUACACUAAAUCGAAUCAGGAUCAUGGUACAUAUAAAUCGAAUCGGGAUCAUGGUACAUAUAUAUAUAUAUAUGCUCACUUCGUUCACUCUUCGAUCCAUCUGAGUCGAAGCAUCUUCACGUAUUGUGAUGAUACUCAAAUUCUGUAUUAUAGAGCUAUUUACAUAAAAUAUAGAUAUGCUAUAGAUGUUGUAGGUUAGGAUUGGGUGUUGCAUAUAAUCCCUUCUUUCAGAAGUAAAUAUCACUUGUAGUUUUUUUUUUUAUCUAUAUUUCCAUUAUCCAACCCUUCUCCCCCUUUUCUUUUAUACCAAGUUGACAGUGCUUUUACCUAUACUUUAUUUAUAGAACUAGUGAUAUAUACUGGUACUUUGUAAACGACUGCCUAUUAUUACUCCUAAUCAAAUCUUUCUCUGUUUCUAUGUGAUUUGUAGAUUAUGUAUGUGCUUUGCCAAAGGCGGUUCUGGGUCCAUUUAAGGUGCCCGACCAGCUAACAAACUCAUUAUAAUACAUCAAUUAGGUGUAGCUUAGUUGGUGACGUGCUUUCAUAAGUUGUUUGUUAGGGGUUUAAAAUCUACCAUCACUAAUCUUUUGCUAAAAGUCUUUUUUUUCCAUUUUUACCCUCAAUGAUUGACGAAAGGCUUAGUUUUCUAAACAUAAAAAAUAAAU